GAAAUGAAUGAACCUUCUUUACUUGCAUGUGAUCUAUGGUUGGCACUAUGCACUAUAGUAUAAGAAAGUUAUCAACAGAACCGUUUCCGUUUCCGCUCUUAGAUUCGGAAAAGUGGACAUAAGUAAUUUCCAUGUGUACAAGAUGGUAACUACUCGUAAAAUUAUUAAAAAACGUAUAGAAUUAUCGAAAGUUAAAAGUGCACAGAACACGAAAGGUAACAGCCACAUAAAGAAUAAGAAAUCACGAAAUGGGAAAAAUCCAAAAAUGAUCAGUGAUAGAACAUUGAAACGUACAUUAAGAUCUUCUAAAAAAAAUAAUGUGCAAAAUAAGACAAAAAUUAGUUCAUAUACAAAAGCAAUUUCUGAGAUUGCAGAAUCGCGGAAGCGAAAAAGAGAAGAUAGGGUUAGUGACGAAGGAAAUACAGAUUGCUUACAUUUGAGUGAUUUGUCAAAAGAACAUAUAUCACAAUGCAUUAGCGUAAUCAACCAUUUGACUGAAGAACAAUUGAAGAAUAACAAUGCAUUGUUUGAUGACGAAAGCCAAUCAAUAUUUAUGCAAAUAACAUGUAUUAGAGUACCUAAAACUCCAAGAAGGUGUAUUAGAAUAUUAUUACCAUAUUCAAUAGUGUCAUCAAAUGACGAAAUUGCACUUUUUGUUGGUGAUCUUGAAAGAGGUAGAAGAAAGGAUUAUGAACCAACGAUAGAAUAUUAUGAAAACUUGUUACGUAAACACAAUUGUACAAGAAUAAAGGCUAUAAUACCAAUGAAUCAAGUAAAAACUGAAUAUGAUCAGUAUGAAUUAAAAAGGAAGCUUGUUGGUAGCUAUGAUCAUUUUCUUGUAGAUGGAAAAAUAGCUGGUCAUUUAUCUCAUUUAUUGGGAAGAGAAUUUUAUAAGAAAAGGAAACUGCCAACAUCCAUCCGAAUGCAUAGCAAAGAUUUAAAACACGAAAUAGAUUAUGCUUUGAGGAAAACUGUUAUGCAGAUACAUUCUUAUGGCGAUACUCAUAUAAUUCAAAUUGGACACACCUCUAUGAAAAAAGAAGAAAUUAUAGAAAAUAUAUUAGCAACGUGCAGUUAUUUAUCUAAAAACUACCCAGGGGGCUGGGCUAAUAUUCGUUCUAUUCGUAUUAAAACAUCUUCUAGCCUUGGCCUCCCUAUAUAUACAACAUUGAAAAACAAAUGCUUGGUUAGAGUGCCAAUAGUGCAGCCUAAGAGACCAAAAGCAUAUCGUAAUGUAUCAGGAGAACUUAGUACUGCACCUGGUAUUGUUAGUGUAACUGUUACUCCUGAAGGAGACAUUAUUACUGUUAAAGAGGAAAGAAAGGUUCUUUCUCCAAAGAGAAAUUAACAAAACAAAUAAAAAAGUGUAAUUAUUUUUUAUUACUUUAUUAAAUCUAGUAAACAAGGUUAAAAAAUUA
Messenger RNA from Bombus terrestris (buff-tailed bumblebee), 1418 nucleotides. RefSeq names its product ribosomal L1 domain-containing protein 1. The transcript is spliced from 3 exons. The record is from RefSeq and is a predicted model, not a curated record. NCBI's taxonomy places the organism in Eukaryota, Metazoa, Arthropoda, Insecta, Hymenoptera, Apidae. Bases 143 to 1348 code for a protein of 401 amino acids.